ACAUUCCACAAUGCAAAUAGUCGGAGAAUGCCUGUGGAGGCAGACAGUUGAUCAUCAGCAGCCGCUACAAUCGGUGCUCUAUCAGCUAAUUGUCCGGAGUGGUUUUUUUCCUGAUACAACAUCUCUGUGAUUUUAGAGUGAAGAGAAAACAGCAAAUCAGUGUUUAAUUUCUUCUCUCUCGGCAAAUGGGAAAAGUGUUGUGAAAAGUUCCUCUGAAAACCAACAAAUAGUUUUCGUGGAAAUCAUGAAGGAAUAUAUUCUUAAAUUACUUCUCAUCAUCCUAAAAACCUGCUACUAUAUCAGUGAUCCAUUCUACCGAAUCUAUGUUGGGCUAUUCUAUUCGCGCAAUGCCAAAAACAGGCUCCCAAAGUUUUCAAAUAAAUUACUCGAAAUCCCUGCAAUUGAUCUUGCGGAUAAAAUUCGAUCGCAAGAGAUCAAGUCGGAGGAUGCAGUUGCGGCGUAUAUUGAGCGAAUAGGUGCUGUGAAUCCCUUCAUCAAUGCCAUCGUCGAGAGUGGCUUCCCGCAGGCACUGACCCUCGCAAAAAAGGCGGACAAGAUGUGCCAAGAAACUCCCGCGGAAGAGCUCAAGCUCACCUAUCCCCUCCUCGGUGUUCCAUUUACAGUUAAGGAAAGUUGUCGCCUGAGGAACUUCCUCUGCACACAGGGAAGCCUGCUAAGAGCAAAGUAUCGGAGUACGGAGAAUGGAGAAGUUGUGGGACGUCUCCUGGAUGCUGGAGCUAUUCCACUUCUCGUCUCCAACACACCGGAAUUCUGCUUCAACUGGGAAUCUUUUAACUAUGUCACUGGACGCACCCUUAAUCCCUACAAUGCACAGAGGAGCUCAGGAGGAUCAUCUGGGGGAGAGGGAGCUCUUCUCGGAUCGGGAGCUUCCCUUUUUGGUGUGGGAUCAGACAUUGCAGGAUCCAUAAGGAUACCAUCGCUCUUUAAUGGUGUCUUCGGGCACAAACCCACACGUCGCGUGGUUUCAAUUGCCGGCCAUGCACCCUUCCCUCGAGAUCCCAUUGGAGCUGACUACCUAGUCAUUGGACCCAUGUGUCGCUACGCCAAGGAUCUCCCACUUCUUCUGCACAUCAUGGCUGGACCAAAUGCCGCCCAAUUGAAUCUCCUAGAACCAAUCUCAUGGAAGGACAUCAAAGUCUUUCACUUUGAAGAAAUCAAAGGACCCCUCAUUGUACCCCUAACAGAGGACACACGCACCAACUUCCGCAGAGUUGUGCAUCAUUUUGAGGAAAUUGGAAGUCGAACAACACCUUUAAACUUAGACCUGACGAAAGCAAUUGAAAUCUCCCUGUCCCACUUGACAAAUGUUCCGGCUGUUUACGUUACAUCAGACCCACUGAAUCCUGACUUCUGCAAGAGCAUUUACUGGGAACUUCUAUUGUCUAUGAUUGGAAAAUCUCAAUUCACCUUCGCCGCAUUGGUGUUCAAUCUAAUUGUCGACCAGAAGGGAUUUAUCGGGGAACGAGACAACCUUCGCUACAGAAUGCUAGGAGAUCAAAUUAAGAGUCAUCUGAUUGAUGUUUUGGGUACUGAUGGGGUUCUCGUGAUCCCUACAUGCUCAACAACUGCUUGGCGGCACUACGAGUACGCCGUGAAUCUCAGUUCUCUGGCCUAUGUGAUCAUCUUCAAUGCCCUCGGUUUGCCAUCAACGCACGUUCCUACGGGACUCUCCCCAGAUGGCCUCCCCAUGGGCGUUCAAGUGGUUGCAGCACCGCAUCAAGAUCGUCUCUGCCUUGCAAUGGCCAAACAUCUUGAAGAGGCUUUCGGUGGAUGGACACCACCCCCGUAGAAGGCCCCUUUGACGCUGGACAACAUGUCAGCAAUACACCAAAGAUUCCCAUUCAAGUCUGGCUGAAUCAUUUAUCUGGCAUUUUUAUUAUCAUCUCUCUAGUUACAGUAAAUAGUAAAUAUAUAAUUAAAAUUUCUCCUUCGCAUCUUUUUCAUUUUUUUUUUCACUUAAAAUUAUAUAUAAUUUAUCGAUCGAAAAAUAGGAGACAAUAAAUUGAAUUUAUAAAAUUAAGAAAA
This is a messenger RNA of Lutzomyia longipalpis, 2046 nucleotides long. RefSeq names its product fatty-acid amide hydrolase 2-B-like. The transcript has 4 exons. The coding region runs from base 245 to 1810 and encodes 521 amino acids. NCBI's taxonomy places the organism in Eukaryota, Metazoa, Arthropoda, Insecta, Diptera, Psychodidae. The record is from RefSeq and is a predicted model, not a curated record.